This is a messenger RNA of Fomitopsis serialis, 1683 nucleotides long. RefSeq lists its product as uncharacterized. The coding region runs from base 1 to 1683 and encodes 560 amino acids. Lineage: Eukaryota; Fungi; Basidiomycota; Agaricomycetes; Polyporales; Fomitopsidaceae. The record is from RefSeq and is a predicted model, not a curated record. The transcript has 4 exons.
AUGUCCGAACCUAUGCCCAUCCCUGGUCGAUCGCCGACUCACGCGAUUGCGAACGAUGAACACGGCCUCUCGUCGCCAUCUCUCGCAGCCUCGUCGCUGACCAAGGACAAAAACGGCUCGACACCGCUGGCCACCAACCCGUGGACGUCGUCCCGUGCCAUCUCCCCUGACAAGAUAACUGGAAUCAGUUACGCGGAGAUGCUCAAAAACGGGACUGCUGUUCGCCGUGAACCGCCUACCUCACCACCGUCUGUAUCCCUGCCCUCCUCGCGCGAGCCUUCCCCCGGCGCGUCGACAUACCUCGUCCAUGACACCACCGGGAACCCGCCCGCCGACGACUUCGCGAUCAGUGCGAACGUUACGCUCGUUGAAGACGCCCCUCCGCUGAGUGAGUCUCCUCCUCCGAGCCCCAAGUCCAUCGCCCGUCGCCGCCGCGCCAAGGGGAAGGGUCGUGCGCGUACGCGUCCUCGUCGUCGCUCGCCGUCGCCGGACGUUCUGCCCGACCUGCUUCCGGUCGAAGACUGGGACGCGGAGGACGAUGACGUCGAUGACGAGCCUGUCCCCCUCCGCGCGUUGUUAGCGAUACCCGCAAACAACGCGCCACGCUCCCGGGCUUUCGUCACCGACGAAGAGCUAGAGGACAUAAUCAUGAGCGACGACCGUGUUGACGACCGAAGGAGCGACAACGAGAGGACGACGUCGGUGCCCCAGGCAAGCGACCUUGCCACUCCUGCGUAUUCACACACUCACCCUCCUCGUACUCCCUACCCGUCACCGGCAAUGACUUCCCAGCGUGACCUCCCGGCCAUGGCGGGCGUGUUCGACGCGCACCUCCGCGCCGGCGGGAGUGUUGCCGCGUCUCGCGGGUCGUCCGUGCCGCCGUGGGCAUCGAGUCCGAUACCUAUCCCUCGCUCGCGCUCACCGCCGCCGCCUUACGGUCAGCAACCUUUCCAUCCCGCGGCACCGCCCGCCUCUGCUCCUAUCCAUCACGGCCCGCCUGUGGUAGGUCAUCCCCAGGCUGCUCCUCCUCUUGCACCUGCUGUGAUGGGCAAUCGUCCUCCACGUCGUUUCCCCCCGAUGACGAUGUUGACGAGGCCGCCGUACGGCGGAUGGCGACGCGUGGAAGGGAACGACUCUUACUGGCGUGUUCGGGGAAUGAACGCGGAUCAGAUCGAGGCGUGGAUGGAGGAUGAGAGCCCCGCGGCUCUCGUGCAGAUCCCCGAGCUCGGCGCAACGGACCCUGGGGUGUGGGAUCGUCUGAUCGCGAUCAGGACUGCCUUGCAACGAUACUGUGGGGUCGAGAACGCAUCUGUGACCGCUCCGCUCCCCGGGCCCGGCCCGAACCGUCCUAACUCCGAACCUUUUUUCUACAUCAUCCGCGAUAUCACACAGGCGCAGGCUGACGAACUCGUAGCGCGCCGCUGGGUCUCCGCCCCCGAGAUCACGAUGGGAUUCGAGCCGUGGCGUUUCGACGCCCCCUUCUUUUUGGGCGCGUGGCGGCACAUCGAACGUUUCCCUGACACAACGGAGGAGGGUAUGGCCCGUGUUGUUCGGGAUGCUCUCAGAGUAGAAGAUGUCGCCGACGCAAUCCGCGGCCUCAUCGCCCAGGACAUCCAUACUCUGUUCACGUUCGCCACCUCCCAUGGCGACGCAACCCGCGCACGGCAGAACCACUCGCUUUAA